AAACGUCCUAUAGCAUUAAAGAAAAUGAAAUUAUGAGUUGCAAACUGUCACAGCAGGAUAGAAACCUUUUCCAGGUAAACAUGACAUCAGUGUCGAGCUCUUACCUUAACAAGACCGUACGUGAGCAUUAUAUGAGAUUGCCACAAGGAGAAAAAUGCCAGGUGACUUACAUCUGGAUUGAUGGAACUGGAGAAGGACUCCGCAACAAAACCCGGACCCUGGAUACAGAACCUAAAAGUAUACAAGAUAUUCCUGAAUGGAAUUUUGACGGUUCAAGCACAUAUCAGUCCGAAGGCUCCAACAGUGACAUGUACCUCAUCCCAGUGUGCAUGUUCAGAGAUCCAUUCACGCUUGACCCCAAUAAACUGGUCCUUUGUGAAGUUUUGAAACAUAACCGCAUUGCAGCAGAAACAAACCAUCGAAUGAGCUGCAAGAAAGUCAUGGACCAGAUUCAAGAGCAUCGGCUAUGGUUUGGCAUAGAGCAGGAAUAUACACUUAUUGGAAAAGAUGGGCAUCCAUUUGGUUGGCCUCAAAAUGGAUUCCCUGCACCCCAAGGUCCCUAUUACUGUGCAGUGGGCACAGACAAAGCUAUUGGGCGGGACAUCGUGGAAUGUCAUUACAAGGCAUGCCUCUACGCUGGGAUCAAAAUCUUUGGAACAAAUGCUGAAGUUAUGCCAUCUCAGUGGGAGUUCCAGGUAGGUCCCUGCGAAGGUAUUGAGAUGGGAGAUCACCUGUGGGUUGCACGCUUCUUGUUGCAUCGUGUAUGUGAGGAUUUUGGGGUUGCUGCAACACUGGACCCAAAACCAAUUAAGGGAAACUGGAAUGGUGCCGGUGCCCAUACUAAUGUCAGCACUAAGCAGAUGAGGGAAGAGGGAGGACUGCAAUACAUUGAGCAGGCAAUCAAGAAGCUGAGCAAAAAACACAUGGAGCAUAUUAAGAAGUACGACCCACACGGUGGUCAGGACAACACGAGACGUCUCACAGGUCUUCAUGAGACUUCCAACGUCAAUGAAUUCUCUGCUGGAAUUGCAAACAGAGGUGCCAGUAUCCGCAUUCCUCGCCAGGUGGGUCAAGAAAAGAAAGGCUACUUUGAGGACCGCCGCCCUGCAGCAAACUGUGACCCGUACCUUGUGACCAAGGCCAUUGCAACCACCUGCUUGCUUGAUGACGAAGAAGAAGUGAAGGGUAAUUUGAUAAUAUGACAAAGCUCAGUCUAUCUUGACUGGUUGUAGGAUUAUUUAAAAAUGAGAGUUAGUUUUUAGUUUACCUGAAGAAUUUGAGAGUUGCUUUAUUGUCACUUAAUAUAGAAAUCAUCAUUUCGGUUUCACUUUCAUACUCUUACACAAACUUAAGUAAAAUUUACAUUUGUAUCCUGUCUUAUAUCUGCAAAUAUAUUAUGUGGAGGGAAGUUUCAUGGACACACUGACAGUUUAUUAUUUUCUGGCCACACCGUUCUGAGGACCGGGGUUCAAAUCCCCCCCUGUGUUGAGUUUGCAUGUUCUCCCCGUGCCUGCCUGGGUUUUCUCUGGCCACUCCAGUAUAGUCUAAAUCUAUAGUUUAAAUAUCCCCAAAUAAAGGAAAGACAACCCACCCAAAACAUUUGCAAUACUUUAUUUUGAUUUUUGAAGCAAUGUUGGAUUUGACAUCACAUUCUCAUGAUAAAAUGGAAUUAAAAAUCCAUUCUCGGUGCUGAUUAUCCUCAUAAGGGUUACGGAUGUUCUGGAGCACAUCCCUAGCUGACUUUGGGCAAGAGGCGGGCCACACCGUGAACUGGUUUCCAGUGAAUUGCAGUUGCUUAAAGCAAUACAAUUUUAUAAUAUAAUUAUGUUUUUCAGUAUUUAUUAUGAAAGGUACGUGAUAGCAAAGAAAAACUGCAUUUAAAAUGUAGUUUUAAUUUCUAAUUUAAUUUUCAAACUGUAUUGUUUGCAUGCCCUCUAGUGCUUGAGUUGCGUUUUCUCCAUUGUUCUUGCUUCCCCCCCAGAUUCCAAAAACAUAUUUCUUGGGUUAACUGAUCUGGUCAAUGUAACAGGGUUACUGUGAAAAGAGAUUUCACUUGUUUAG
Messenger RNA from Syngnathoides biaculeatus (alligator pipefish), 2061 nucleotides. Its product is annotated as glutamine synthetase-like. The coding region runs from base 33 to 1202 and encodes 389 amino acids. Gene Ontology annotation, molecular function: glutamine synthetase activity. The record is from RefSeq and is a predicted model, not a curated record. Gene Ontology annotation, cellular component: cytoplasm. The transcript has 6 exons. NCBI's taxonomy places the organism in Eukaryota, Metazoa, Chordata, Actinopteri, Syngnathiformes, Syngnathidae.